AUGUUAAUUUCCUUUCACGACUUACUUAUACGGUUGCUAUUUAUUAUCGAUUUUGUGCUGAACACUGUUUUCCGUGUUUUCGUGUUUGCUUAUUACAUCUUUAGUAAACUUAUUCAUCAAGUUUUCAAUGUAAACAUGGUCGAAAAUAAUAAGAAACUUAAAAGGAACCCAAUAGGGAAACCUAACCAAACAAUUGUUAAAAGAGGUGUUAUUGAUGCAAAUUGGCAAAAACUUAUGCAUUUAACAACCUUCAUGGACAAAAAAAGUGAAAAGAAAGAAGAUACGGAUAAAAAAGAAUCGUUUAAAGGUACAUUUCGUCGCGACAGAAAGAAGAAAACUAAUCAACAAAACAAUGUUGCAAACAACAUGAAAACUUUAAAAUUGAAUAAUAAAUUAACAGAAUUGGACAAUGAUGAAGUAGAUAAUGUUAAAGAGGAAACUAGGAAAGAUAAAAAAAAUAAACUCACUAAGUUUAUAGCAAUGGAUUGUGAGAUGGUUGGAAUAGGUUACAAUGGAGACGAUCAUAUGAUAGCUAGAGUAUCUUUAGUUAAUAAGUUCGGUGACUGUAUUUACGACAAGUUUGUUAAACCGCGAGAAGAAGUUGUAGACUAUAGAACUAGUAUAAGUGGAGUUAGAAAAGAGGAUUUAUUAAAUGGUGAAGACUUUAUAAUAGUACAAAAAGAAGUUUCUGAGAUAUUAAAAGGACGCAUUGUAGUAGGCCAUUCACUCAAGACUGAUUUAAGUGUGCUAUUCUUAUCACAUCCUAAGAAAUGUAUAAGAGACACAUCAAAAUAUAAACCAUUUAGAAAGAUCACUAAAGGCAGCACACCGUCCCUCAAACGUCUAGCGAAAGAAAUACUAGGUAUAGAUAUUCAACACGGGGAACACAGCUCUGUUGAGGAUGCCCGAGCUACGAUGCAGCUCUACUGCACAGUUGGCAAAACCUGGGAGCAAGCUUUAAGUGAAAAAAGGGGAUAUAGUCGUAAAUUUGUUGAGACAUAA
Pieris macdunnoughi is the source of this 1002-nucleotide messenger RNA. NCBI's taxonomy places the organism in Eukaryota, Metazoa, Arthropoda, Insecta, Lepidoptera, Pieridae. The record is from the annotation of a GenBank genome assembly.